AUGCUAGUAAAUAACUUGCAACCACUCUCCAUAUUUUUACGGAAUGCUAACGGCAUCCUACAACAUUUAAAUGAACUUCAAGUAGUUUUUAAUGAAAAAAAAGUUUUAAUAACUCAUAUUUCUGAACCUCGCCUAACUAAAACCUCUACACUCAAGAUAUUCGGAUUUGAUAUUAUCAGAGCUGAUCAUCCAGAUGGUACUGCACACAGAGGCGCUACUCUCCUCAUCUCCAAUACAAUUAAUCAUGCACCUCUUCCGUCAUAUCUGUCUAAAAUAUUCAAGCGGCAAUUGCCAAACUCUGAUGACAUUCAAAAAGCAGCCAAGGACUCAUCUACCAAGAGUCCACCUUAUUCUCAAACAAUCUAUCGCCAGAAUCAAGACAACUCAUUGCUAAAAAACGCAGAGCCAGAUCAAAAUGAAGAAAUUUAUAAAGUGUGGGUCGAAAAUGGAAAUGAAGAACGAAAAUUAACGAAAUUAAGAAAAUGUGAAGGCAGUGUGAUUGAUAAAGAACUUUUCGUCUGGUUUAGCAAAACUCGGGAAAAAAAUAUUUCCGAACCAACAAUACAAGAAAAGGCUAAACAACUUGCUGAAGUUCACGGAUUAAAUGAUUUUAAAGCUUCAAACGGGUGGCUUGAAAAAUUUCGAAAACGGCAUAACAUUUCGUAUAAAUCUAUUUGUGGCGAAGCUUCAGCCGUUGAUAGAAUAGCUGUUGAUGACUGGAAGAAAAAAUUACCAAACAUAAUCGAUAAAUAUGAAAAGCGAGACAUCUUCAAUGCCGACGAGACUGGGCUUUUUUUUAAAGUUCUACCUAAUAAAACUAUAGCAUUUAAAAAUGAAACUUGCAGCGGUGGAAAAGUUUCAAAAGAACGGUUGACUGUGCUAUUGUGCUGUAAUAUGAUUGGUGAGUUUGAACGUCCUCUCGUCAUAGGUAAGGCAAAACGACCGCGAGCUUUCAAAAAAUUAGACGUAAAUAAAUUUCCCGUUGACUGGUGUUGGAAUAAAAAGGCCUGGAUGACGACACAGAUUAUGACAGACUGGCUUAUGAAAUUUGAUAAACAAAUGAUAAAAAAGUCGAAGAAAAGUACUACUUUUUGUCGACAAUGCAGCUCCUCAUCCCCAUCUUAA
Messenger RNA from Sipha flava (yellow sugarcane aphid), 1125 nucleotides. Its product is annotated as tigger transposable element-derived protein 6-like. The record is from RefSeq and is a predicted model, not a curated record. Lineage: Eukaryota; Metazoa; Arthropoda; Insecta; Hemiptera; Aphididae. Bases 1 to 1125 code for a protein of 374 amino acids. The transcript is spliced from 3 exons. Gene Ontology annotation, cellular component: nucleus. Gene Ontology annotation, molecular function: DNA binding.